This is a messenger RNA of Gracilinanus agilis (Agile Gracile Mouse Opossum), 942 nucleotides long. Its product is annotated as olfactory receptor 6C74-like. NCBI's taxonomy places the organism in Eukaryota, Metazoa, Chordata, Mammalia, Didelphimorphia, Didelphidae. Bases 1 to 942 code for a protein of 313 amino acids. Gene Ontology annotation, biological process: G protein-coupled receptor signaling pathway. The record is from RefSeq and is a predicted model, not a curated record. Gene Ontology annotation, molecular function: olfactory receptor activity; G protein-coupled receptor activity. The transcript has a single exon. Gene Ontology annotation, cellular component: membrane.
AUGAUGGGAAAUCAUACAACAGUGACAAUGUUUAUCCUCCUAGGAUUGACAGAUGAUCCACAAUGGAAAAUUGUACUUUUUCUUUUUCUGUUCCUCACCUACAUAUUAAGUGUAGCUGGCAAUAUGACCAUCAUCCUUCUCACCUUGUUGGACCCCCAUCUCAAGACUCCCAUGUACUUCUUCCUUCGAAAUUUUUCUCUCCUAGAAAUUUCCUAUACAACAGUCUGCAUCCCUAAAUUUCUGGUUAGUAUUGCAACUGGGGACAAUACCAUCACCUAUAAUUGUUGUCUUACCCAGUUGUUUUUUGCCUUCCUUCUUGGGGCAUCUGAAUUUUAUCUUCUGGCUGCCAUGUCCUAUGACCGUUAUGUUGCCAUUUGUAAGCCUCUGCAUUACACAACCAUUAUGAACAGCAAAGUCUGCACCCAACUUGUUCUCAGCUCUUGGGUCUCUGGUUUCCUGAUUAUCUUUCCAGGUCUCAUUGUAGGCCUCCAACUGGAUUUCUGUGCCUCCAAUUCCAUUGAUCAUUUCUAUUGUGACACUGCUCCCAUGUUGCAGCUUUCCUGCACAGAUACACAGUUCCUUGAGCUCCUUAGCUUUAUUUUAGCUUUAGUGACACUCUUGGUUACUUUAGCAUUAGUAAUUCUAUCUUACUCCCUUAUUGUCCUGACAAUUAUAAGAAUUCCAUCUGCUACUCAGAGAAAAAAGGCAUUUUCUACCUGUUCCUCUCACAUGAUUGUCCUCUCCCUUUCUUAUGGCAGCUGUAUUUUUAUGUACAUUAAACCUUCGGCUAAGGAGAGAAUAUCUUUAACCAAAGGAAUAUCUUUACUUAAUACGUCAGUUGCCCCUUUAUUGAACCCUUUUAUUUAUACCUUAAGGAACCAGCAAGUAAAACAAGCCUUUAAAGAUGCAAUCCAAAAAACAGUACCUUUCUCAAGGAAAUAA